Rubroshorea leprosula is the source of this 1817-nucleotide messenger RNA. The record is from the annotation of a GenBank genome assembly. Lineage: Eukaryota; Viridiplantae; Streptophyta; Magnoliopsida; Malvales; Dipterocarpaceae.
ACAGCCAAUAUUGGAAUUACCUAAGAAUCAGCUGCUUCCCUUCAAUCUCCAUGGAGCUUCAAUUUCCCUCUUUUAUGAACUUGUUCAUCUUCUUUCUCUUCUUUUCCAUGGUAGUGAAAGUAAUGAAUAGAUGGAAAACCAAAAACAGAAAGCUUCCACCAGGGCCAUGGAGACUACCUUUAAUAGGUAACGUGCACCAGCUGGUUGGUUCAUUGCCCCACCACAUCCUCAGAGACUUAGCCAAGAAACAUGGACCUCUGAUGCACCUCCAGCUUGGAGAAAUUUCAAGCAUUGUGGUUUCUUCCCCAGAAAUUGCUCGAGAGGUCUUGAUAACAAAUGGUAUUAUCUUUGCACAAAGGCCCCAUAUGAUUGUUCUCAACACCAUUACUUAUAAUUCCAGGGAUCUUGCCUUUGCCCCGUAUGGAAGUUACUGGAGACAUUUGAGAAAAAUCUGUACGGUAGAACUCUUGACCACAAAAAGAGUCCAGUCGUUCCGAUCAAUAAGAGAGGAAGAGGUGUCAGCUCUUGUCAAAGCCAUAGCUUUAAACGACAGAUCCCCAAUCAAUCUUAGUGAGAAAAUCUUUUCCCUGACAUAUGGGAUAACAUCCAGGGCAGCUUUUGGUAGUAAAUGCAAAGAUCAGGAUGCAUACAUAUCGAUAGUAAAGGCAAUUGUCGAGAUGUCAACUGGCUUCAGCUUAGCAGAAAUGUAUCCAUCAAUGAAAGUGCUUCAAGUGUUUAGUGGAACGAAGCGCAAACUUGAGAACCUUUUUCAGGAGAGUGAUAGGAUCCUUACUGGCAUCCUUGAUGAGCACAGAGAGGAAAUAAAGGUAGAAAAAGGACAAGCACGUGAGGACCUGGUUACUUCUCUUUUAAAGCUUCAGGAGAAUGGAGGCCUUGAGUUUCCCCUUACUGACACUGACAUCAAAGCAGUUAUCUUGGAUAUCUUCAACGCUGGAAGUGAGACAUCAUCAACAAUUGUGGACUGGGCAAUGGCAGAAAUGAUAAAAAAUCCAAAGGUGCUGGAAAAGGCACAGAAGGAGGUAAGAAGAGUCUUUGACAAACAAGGAGAUGUGGAUGAAGCAGGCAUUCAUGAAUUAAGAUACUUAACAACAGUAAUCAAAGAAACACUCAGGCUGCACCCUUCUUUGCCUCUAUUGUUUCCAAGAAUAAGUAGGGAAAAAUGUGAAAUCAAGGGAUACCAAAUACCUGAAAAGACACAAGUCAUUAUUAGUGCAUGGGCGAUAGCAAGAGAUCCUGAGUAUUGGAGUGAAGCCGAAAGAUUUGUUCCCGAGAAGUUCCUUGAUAGUUCAUUGGAUUUCCGAGGAACAGAUUUAGAGUUUAUCCCAUUUGGAGCAGGAAGGAGGGCAUGUCCAGGAAUAUCAUUUGCACUUCCCAACAUUGAGCUGCCUCUUGCAAAACUUCUCUAUCAUUUUGAUUGGAAACUGCCAAAUGGAAUGAAAGGAGAAGAUCUAGACAUGAGUGAGGCAUUCGGUUUAACGGUUAGAAGGAAAGAUGACCUUAUCUUAGUUCCCACUACUUACUAGCCUUUAUGUAUGUCAGGUCUCAAGUUGUGUGUAUGCGUCAGUGUCUAAGAAGUUAAAAGUUAGAAGUCGGAUGUUUUUGUUGUAUUAAUAAAAUGCAUUUGAAGCAAUAGAGAGAUUGCUUUAGAUUGUAUUAGAUUGUAAAAUAUAAAGUAUCAAAUAAAAAAAAGACACCUAUCAAAUAAUUAGUGUUAUGCAAUUUAGUGUAUCUUGUACCACACAACAUUUAUCUCUAUAAAGAUUUAUGUAUUUGAAGAAUAAAUGCUGGUAUUUAUC